AUGAAGAACUGCACCACCGUCUUCUACAACAUCAGUGAGAGUGACAGAGGAGUUUAUUACUUUAGAAUAGAGACUUCAGGGAUACUGAAAUACAGUUAUACAUCUCCAACAGUAUCUGUAAGAGUGCGAGACUCUCCAAUCAGCCCCUCAAUAAGACUGUAUAAGGAGGAUCAGGGGGAGGUGGAGGACCUAAAUGAGGUGGUGGAGGGAACUUCAGUCAGGAUCAUCUGCUCUGCUCCAGCUUUAUGUUCCUUAAACCCUCCCACUUUUACAUGGAACUUCCUGCCUGAGGAGAGAAAACAGGAGCAGAACCACAACACCAGCUUCAGCUCCUCUCAGCUGUACUUCAACGCUACUCACCUGCAUCAUGGACAGGAUUUCACCUGCACUGCCACCUACUGGCUACAGAACAAGAACAUAUCAGUACAGAGCUCUCUUACACUCCAUGUUCUGUGUGGUCCUAGAAACACAUCAGUAUCAGCAUCUCCAUCUGCUUUAGUGGUUUGGGGCAGUUCAGUGUCUCUAAGUUGCAGCAGUGAUGCAAACCCAGCAGUGCUAAACUACACCUGGUACAGAGAGAACAGAGAGCAGAUAGGAACCGGAGACCAUCUCACCAUCAACACCACUGAUUCUACACACAGUGGUUUAUACUACUGUAGAGCUCAAAACCAGUAUGGAGACCACAACUCAUCUGUUUACCUGCAUGUGUCUUGCACUUCAUACAAGCCCCUAAUAAGACUGUAUAUGGAGGAUCAGGGGGAAGUGGAGAACCAAAAUGUGGUAAUGGAGGGAACUUCAGUGAGGCUCUCCUGCUCUGCUCCAGUGCCUCCAUGUUUCCUAAAACCUUCCACUGUUACAAGGAACUUCCUGCCUGAGGAGAGAAGACAGGAGCAGAACCACAACAACAGCUUCAACUCCUCGCAGCUGAACUUCAACGCUACUCACCUGGAUCAUGAAUACAAUUUCAUCUGCACUGCCAAUUACUGGCUCCAGAACAAAACUAUAUCAGUACAGAGCUCUCUUACACUCCAUGUUCUGUAUGGUCCUAGAAACACAUCAGCAGCAGCAUCUCCAUCUGCUUCACUGGUUUUGGGCAGUUCAGUGUCUCUGAGUUGCAGCAGUGAUGGAAACCCAGCAAUGCUGAACUACACCUGGUACAGAGAGAAUGGAGAGCAGAUAGGAACCGGAAACCAUCUCACCAUCAACACCACUGAUUCUACACACAGUGGUUUAUACUACUGUAGAGCUCAAAACCAGCUCGGAGAUCACAACUCAUCUGUCUACCUGGAUGUACAGUAUGGUCCUAGAAACACAUCAGUAUCAGUAUCUCCAUCUGCUUCAGUGGUUUUGGGAAGUUCAGUGUCUCUGAGUUGCAGCAGUGAUGCAAACCCAGCAGUGCUGAACUACACCUGGUACAGAGAGAACGGAGAGCAGAUAGGAACCGGAAACCAUCUCACCAUCAACACCACUGAUUCCACACACAGUUGUUUAUACUACUGUAGAGCUCAAAACCAGCAUGGAGAUCACAAUUCAUCUGUUUACCUGGAUGUUCAGUAUGGUCCUAGUAACACAUCAGCAGCAGCAUCUCCAUCUGCUUCACUGGUUUUGGGCAGUUCAGUGUCUCUGAGUUGCAGCAGUGAUGGAAACCCAGCAAUGCUGAACUACACCUGGUACAGAGAGAAUGGAGAGCAGAUAGGAACCGGAAACCAUCUCACCAUCAACACCACUGAUUCUACACACAGUGGUUUAUACUACUGUAGAGCUCAAAACCAGCACGGAGAUCACAAUUCAUCUGUCUACCUGGAUGUUCAGUAUGGUCCUAGAGACACAUUCGUAUUAGCAUCUCCAUCUGCUUCAGUGGUUUUGGGUAGUUCAGUGUCUCUGAGUUGCAGCAGUGAUGCAAACCCAGCAGUGCUGAACUACACCUGGUACAGAGAGAACAGAGAGCAGAUAGGAACCGGAAACCAUCUCACCUUUAACACCACUGAUUCUACACACAGUGGUUUAUACCACUGUAGAGCUCAAAACCAGCAUGGAGAUCACAACUCAUCUGUAUACCUGGAUGUUCAGUUCUCUCCUCAGGUCUCUCUCUCUUCCAGCUGUAACAGCACUCAGAAUUUGAUCAAGUGUUUCUGUGAGGCUCAUGGAAAUCCAUAUCCUAAACUGGAGUGGCAUCUUACUGGUCACAAUUUGUCAAAUACCACUGAAGAAUCAGUGAACAAUACAACCGUAAGAAGCUUCAUCUCCAUCCAUCAAACAUUUACAACUAUUCUCACUCUGCAUUGCAUUGGCUCCAAUCGCUUGGGCUUUGCCACACAACUCUUCUAUUUUGAGAAAGUGCCUCAUCACUCUGCUAAAGGUGUGUGUAUUCCGUCUCUGCUGAUUGGUGCUGCUGCUGGAGCUACACUAAUAAUGAUGCUGUGUGGUAUUCUUCUGCGUGUAAGGAGAGUGAAUCCUUCAUGGUCUGGACAGGAGAACAUAGCAGGAUUUAAUUUAAAUGCUGUUAGACAGGAAUAUGAAGAAGAAGAUGAAGACGAAGAAAAAGAAGAAGUACAGUCUGUGUAUGUGAACAGACAGGAUUUAUCAGAUUUGCUCCAUUACUCCACUAUUAAGUUUUCAAGCCGAGCAGAAUGUGACAUCAAAGGUGCUUCCUCUCUCACGGCUGAAUAUGCCUCUGUGUACCAUGGUUCUAAACAACAAAAUAAGAGAAGAAUUACAGACACUGAGGAUAAAGACAGAGAUCCAGAGAACCUCGAAGACUCUGAUGAAGCUAAAGAAAUUUAUACAGAAGUUAAAUGCAAUAAACAUAAAGGAAAGGUGUGAAAAAAAUAUAUUAGUGUUUACAAACACAGUCAGAUUUAGAGUACUAGCUUU
This is a messenger RNA of Clarias gariepinus (North African catfish), 2874 nucleotides long. Its product is annotated as myelin-associated glycoprotein-like. Lineage: Eukaryota; Metazoa; Chordata; Actinopteri; Siluriformes; Clariidae. The record is from RefSeq and is a predicted model, not a curated record. Bases 1 to 2823 code for a protein of 940 amino acids. The transcript has 12 exons.